AUGCCCAAGCUGGAGAAACGGACUUCACGCCGCAGUACUCGGCCUGCACAAAAGCGGCAGCGCUUAGAUGAAACUGGCGGUUCAAAUGACCUUCAGCCCUCUUUCAGCGACCAGGAGGCUAGCAAUGACAGUUUUGCUACCACUACUAUGGACACGAAUUUCGAAGACGAUGAGGAUUAUGAGGAGAUGGAAGAGGCGGACGAGAAACGAGUACUUUCUCGCACUUCUACUGGUGUCCCUACUCAGGGAGGCGCCGCCACCACUGUUAAACCUACACCUCGUGAUGAGUUCGGUGCUAAGGACCUCCGUGCUCUUCUCACCCUCCGUUCUGACCACCCUACUCGUCCGCUUUGGGUUGGACCAGAUGGCCAUAUCUUUCUUGAAACUUUUGGUCCUCUUGCCAACAAGGCGCAAGAUUUUCUCAUCGCUAUUGCUGAACCUGUUUGCCGUCCUGAACACAUCCACGAAUACAAGUUGACUUCUUAUUCCCUCUAUGCCGCGGUCUCUGUGGGCCUUCGCACCAGUGAGAUUAUCGGCUGCCUCCGACGCCUCUGCAAAACCGAUCUUCCCCCAGGUAUAAUAGCUUACAUUCGCUCAUGUACUCUCUCCUACGGCAAAGCAAAGCUAGUUCUCCGAGGUGGACACUUUUACGUGGAAAGUAAUCAACGCGCCUUCCUAAAGAAACUCGCUGCAGACCCGGUGAUCAAGGAGUGUUUAGUGAAUGUUCCUACCGCUGAGGGUCUCUCUGAGGUGACACUGCAUAAGUUUGAUACUUCUGACACUGUUCUUGCUCUCGGCGUAGAAACGAUGGAUGCUUCUAGGAAUGCGACCUCUGUUGAUGGUACCGUGGAGGCGCAGAAUUCCACUUCAGAUGGGGGUUUAAAGGAUAUUCUGAGGCUCUACGCCGCGAUUGAUGCAGAAGAGGAGGAGGUGGAGGAGAUGGAGGCAAUUCCUGUAAAUGCAGAGGUUCGGGAGGACGUAGAAGACUCCGUUGGCGAUGUCGACGCGUUGAAUAUCGAAAAAUUAGGUAUUGAGGGUGCGGCAAGCGACAAAGAAGGAGAAGGUGAGGAGGAUGAUGACGAUAUUGGCAAAAGCGUGGUAGCAGGAAAUGAAGGUGAAGGCAACGAGAAGUUGAAGCCCUUUGAGACAGUGGCUAUUGAGGUGCAGCAGAAUGAAAUUGAACGUCUGCAGCGGAGGUGUGUCGAACUAGAGGUUCCGUUGCUGGCUGAAUAUGACUUUCGACAGGAUAAGCUGAACAAGGAUAUGAGUGUGGACCUGAGGGCAAGCACUACUCUUCGGCCCUAUCAGGAGAAGAGUCUCCGGAAAAUGUUUGGCAAUGGACGUGCGCGCUCUGGAGUUAUUGUACUACCUUGUGGUGCCGGGAAAACACUUGUGGGUGUGACAGCGGCGUGCACUGUGCGCAAGCCGACACUGUGCCUGUGUACGAGUGGAGUGGCAGUAGAGCAGUGGCGUAGCCAGUUCAAGCUCUGGUCUACUGCAGAGGACAGUCAAAUUCUUCGAUUUACUUCUGACGCCCGCGAUCGUCCCUCUCCGAGUACGUGCAUCUGCAUCUCCACCUAUUCCAUGAUCGCCUUUUCUGGCAAGCGCUCAUACGAGGCUGAGCGUCUCAUGGAAUGGAUCAAGGGCCAGGAGUGGGGUCUCAUGGUCCUCGAUGAGGUGCAUACAAUCCCAGCGAAGAUGUUCCGUCGCGUCCUCACUAUGGUGCAGGCGCACUGCAAGCUCGGCCUUACCGCCACUCUGGUGCGCGAGGACGACAAAAUCACCGACCUCAACUUUCUCAUUGGACCCAAAAUCUACGAGGCCAAUUGGCUAGAGCUGCAGAAACGUGGCUUCAUCGCCAAGGUGCAGUGCGCCGAGGUGUGGUGCCCCAUGACUUCGGAGUUCUACCGCGAGUAUCUUCAGAUGAAGAGCAUGAAAAAACAGUUGUUGGCAGUGAUGAAUCCCAACAAAUUCCGCGCUUGUGAGUUCCUCAUAAGGUAUCAUGAGAGACGGAACGACAAGAUAAUUGUUUUCUCCGACAAUGUCUUUGCGCUGAAGUAUUAUGCCAAGAAAAUGGGUCGUCCGUACCUUUAUGGUCCAACUAGUCAGAGCGAGCGAAUGCAGAUCCUGCAGAAUUUUCAAUAUAACUUGAACGUGCCGGCGAUAUUUGUCUCCAAGGUGGCCGAUAACUCUUUUGACCUGCCAGAAGCCACGGUGCUUAUUCAGAUCAGUAUGCAUGGUGGCAGUCGAAGGCAAGAGGCGCAGCGUCUCGGUCGCAUCCUACGCGCGAAGAGAGGUAUGGACGCCGAGGCAUACAAUGCCUUCUUCUAUUCCCUUGUCUCUCAGGAUACCAUGGAGAUGCAGUAUGCUCUCAAACGACAGCGAUUUCUCGUCAAUCAGGGUUAUGCGUACAAGGUGAUCACUAGGCUUGCAGGGAUGGAAAAUGAGAAUCUGCGGCUGGGGACUAAAGCAGAGCAAGCGGAACUACUGCACCGCGUGUUAGCAACCACGGACGAGGACGCAAUGGAAGAAACACUGCCAGUAGAUCCAGAUGGUUUUGGUACUGGACGCAUUGCGAAGGGUGGACGGGGUGCGGGAUUCGUGCGGCGGGCUGGGCAGAUGGCCUCUAUCUCGGGUGCUGAUGAUGCAAUUUAUAUGGAUACCUCGUCAGCUGCUGUGGCUCGACGCGAAAGGGCAAGAGAGCGGCAUCCGUUGUUUAGACUAUUCAGACGGUAA
Molecule: messenger RNA, 2736 nt
Organism: Hydatigera taeniaeformis
Lineage: Eukaryota; Metazoa; Platyhelminthes; Cestoda; Cyclophyllidea; Taeniidae
Source: the annotation of a GenBank genome assembly